Molecule: messenger RNA, 2775 nt
Organism: Fundulus heteroclitus (mummichog)
Lineage: Eukaryota; Metazoa; Chordata; Actinopteri; Cyprinodontiformes; Fundulidae
Product: extracellular matrix protein 2
Exons: 9
Biological process (GO): positive regulation of cell-substrate adhesion; extracellular matrix organization
Cellular component (GO): extracellular matrix
Molecular function (GO): collagen V binding; heparin binding; protein binding
Source: RefSeq, a predicted model, not a curated record
GUUUAUUUUUUCAACCUGUCCACCUCCCAGAUUUUCCUUCCAUCCUCUUUCUCUCUCCUCAUUCACACAAUGACCUUUUAAUACCACGCAGAAGGAUUUUUUAGGAAAAGGAUCCUCUAGACAAAGAUCUUGCUCUUUUUUCCCCCCUCUUUGGAAUAACUUUCAACUUUGGGAUUUUUUUUUCUCUUCUUCAGACCUGAAGUUCUGAGUGACAUCCUUGAACUAAAGAGUGAAUGAGCAAAGAUCCAACAAUGCAAAUUCCAAGGAUAUGGCUUGUGAUCAUUUUUGUGAGUGGCACAAUGUGCUCGGGGGAAAGCCAAGACUCUCUGCAUGACCUGAAUGCAAUCCUAGAAAUCGCCUCUGAUGGAGCUGAGAGAGAAAUGGCCACCAGUCAUUCAACGGGGACGGAUGCAGUUGAGAGGUUUUUGGACCUGCGUGUCACUGAAGUGCAGCCCCAGCUGGAAUCAGAAAAGAAGAUGGACCAGAGGGAAGUUGCUGUGGAAAGACUAGAGGUUGGCAGAGGGAGGAGAAGUGCCUGGGGCAGGAGGAGACACGCUGAAACAGUAGAGGCCUCUGCAUAUAGAAUAGCCGGAUUAAGGCAACCCCUGAAAGGAUGGAGACAGAGUGUGAAGGGAGAGAUGGAGACCAGCCUCCUCAUGGCUACGCUGAAGGAACUCCAUGCUGAAAAGAAACGACUGAUGGACAAUGGAAAAACACAAGAUGAGGAAGAGGAGGAGGAGGACAGCGAUGAAGAGGAGGAGGAGGAUGAUGACGACGAUGAUGAUGAAGAGGUUUAAUUACAUCAUAAAUAUUUACUAUGGUAUACAUCAUUAUGUAUACUACUGUAUGUAACGAAGCAUUUGUACAUUUCAUGUCAGGAGGAAGAGGAAGAAGAAGAGGAGGAGGAAGAAGGGGAAGGGGAAGGAGAAGAAGAAGGAGAAGGGGAAGAGGAGGAAGGAGAAGAAGAGGAGGCCACAGAGCCUCCCACUAAUCAAACAGAAACACAGCACAACACAACUGAGCCUCCUGCUGAAUGCCAGACUUCAGACGGGGUAAUCAGCUGCAGGGGGGCCGGGAUGACUCAACUGCCUCGUUUCCAGAACCAGGAAGCGACGAUGCUGGACCUGGGAGAAAACAACAUCCGAAUCAUCGCUCCGCAAAGUUUGCUUGGCCUGCCGAACCUGGAAACGCUGGACCUGAGCCAGAACCAGCUGGACGAUGAGUCGUUCAGCGAAAACUCGCUGCUUAACUUGACCACUCUGAGAAAACUGAAUCUGGAUGACAACCAGAUCGCCAGGAUGCCGGCCCUGCCGCCAUCUCUGGAGGAGCUCAAGAUUAACAAGAACAAGUUGGCUGUUCUUACGGAUCACUGCUUCAAAGGUGUGGGAAACCUGCUGAAGUUGGAGCUGAGGGCGAACACCCUUUAUGAAGCCAUUGUGUCACCUGCAGCUUUCCAACCUCUGCAGAAGCUUCAGGACCUUCAGCUGGACAACAACCGCUUCCGCUCCCUCCCUCUGGGCCUUCCUUCGUCCCUUCAGGUUCUCAGAAUGAAUGAAAACCUGAUUGAAGAGGUGGCAGACGAGGCGCUGAGGGACUGCGUUCAUCUGAAAGUGCUGGACCUGAGUCACAACUAUAUCCAUGAUCACAGCGUCACCGGCAACACCUGGAGCCGUCUUAGAUCUCUGGAAGAAUUGGACCUGUCCCACAACCGCCUCACCUCUGUCCCCAUGAAUCUGCCCCGCUUCCUCCGUAAGCUGAUUCUACAGCACAACCGCAUCCGUCAAAUCCCCGCCUUCACGUUCCGUCACCUGCGUGCCAGCCUGCAGUCCCUUUAUCUGUCCCACAAUGAACUGAGCAGCGAGGGUGUAGAAAAGCAUUCCUUCGUUGGGACCUACCGCUCCAUGAGGGAGCUCCUGCUUGACAACAACAGACUGCGAGACAUCCCCAGAUGUGUCAGGCAGUUUAAGAACCUGCAGGUGCUGAGACUGGAAAACAAUCAGAUCAGGCAGGUAAGCCGGUGGGCAGUGUGCCACCCUCGUAACUCUGGCUCCACCUUGGCUUCUGUCCACCUGGAAAACAACCUCCUGGAGGAAGAGGCGAUUCCCUCGAAGGCUUUCUUCUGUGUCACUGACACACAGGGACUGGUCCUCUAUCCCCAACAGGGCAAACGCACAUGAACUGAUACGCGUGCUGUGCUGGGCAUAAGCAUGACUAACAACAAUACAGCUCUUAUCUUGAUGUCAUCUCUAUUGUCACCAUGGUAUCAGAGAAAGUUAGCAAAUAAUGGCAUUUACAAUAUAUCAUCUUAGAGAGUGAAUCAAUUUCUGUGUAGGAAAUUGCAGUACUUUGGCAUGCAGUAAGGAAAACAUGAAACCCACGUAGUAGCUGGAUUUUUACUCUUUUGGACAAUAAAUUAAAUUGGAAUUCACAGUAGCUCAAAAUCACAGGGUAACUCAGUCUUUAGCCUCAAGCUGCUUUGGGAAUUUUACCACUUAGAACGAUUAAAAUGUCUGUAGACUAAUUCUGAGGUCCUUGGAAGACGAGUCUUUAAUCAGGUAGAAUUAAACUUAGGGUGUGGCAUGGACACAGAUGCAGCCUGAAGCAAUCUAAGCUUGGGUGUCCUAAAAAAAAAAAAAAUGUCCGGUGUAACAUUUUAAGGGCUCCACUUUGAGGACAAAUCUGAACAUUGUAUCGGUGUCGUAUGUCCAAAUCAGCUCCAAACAUUCAGCAAACAAGCAAACCAAAAAAAAAAAAAAAAAAAAAAAAAAAACCCAC